CAUAACUUGACCAAGACGAAACCUAUUCUGCAAAUCCACUCUACCCAGGGGAGCUCAUUACCGAAAUCUUUCUAGAAAUCGAAGAGCCUAUUUUGUCAUGGCGAUGGCGGCAGUCGAGAAUAAUUGGCCGGCGGAGGGUGCCGAUAACGCGACGAACCAUUACAAUCAACAGCAAGGCGGUGGCGGAGGUAGAGGCGGGGGUGGAGAAGGGCUGCGGCAGUACUACCUGCAACAUAUCCAUGAUCUUCAGCUCCAACUCCGGCAACGUACCCACAAUCUUCAGCGUCUUGAAGCCCAGCGCAACGAUCUUAAUUCCCGAGUGAGAAUGCUGAAGGAAGAGCUACAGCUUCUACAGGAGCCGGGGUCUUAUGUUGGUGAAGUUGUCAAAGUCAUGGGAAAAUCAAAGGUCUUAGUUAAGGUUCACCCUGAAGGGAAGUAUGUUGUUGACAUCGACAAGAAUAUUGACAUUACGAAGAUUACUCCAUCAACUCGAGUAGCAUUGCGAAACGAUAGCUAUGUGCUUCACUUGAUGCUGCCCAGCAAAGUUGAUCCUCUUGUCAACCUAAUGAAAGUUGAGAAAGUUCCAGACUCAACUUAUGACAUGAUUGGUGGUCUUGACCAACAAAUUAAAGAGAUAAAAGAGGUCAUUGAGUUGCCAAUCAAACAUCCUGAAUUGUUUGAAAGUCUUGGAAUAGCACAACCGAAGGGAGUCUUGCUGUAUGGGCCACCUGGAACAGGGAAAACCUUGCUUGCAAGGGCUGUGGCACAUCACACUGAUUGCACCUUCAUUAGAGUUUCAGGGUCUGAGUUAGUUCAGAAAUACAUUGGAGAAGGCUCUAGGAUGGUUAGAGAGCUUUUUGUCAUGGCAAGGGAACAUGCUCCCUCAAUCAUUUUCAUGGAUGAAAUCGAUAGCAUAGGAUCUGCUCGCAUGGAAUCUGGAACAGGAAAUGGGGAUAGUGAAGUUCAACGGACUAUGCUUGAGCUUCUCAACCAACUUGAUGGAUUUGAAGCCUCGAAUAAGAUAAAAGUUUUGAUGGCAACUAAUAGAAUUGACAUUUUGGACCAAGCACUCCUUAGGCCCGGUAGGAUUGACCGGAAAAUUGAGUUUCCAAAUCCUAAUGAAGAGUCUCGUUUUGACAUCGUGAAGAUACACUCAAGAAAGAUGAACUUGAUGCGUGGUAUAGAUCUAAAGAAAAUUGCAGAGAAAAUGAAUGGUGCCUCGGGUGCAGAACUUAAGGCUGUUUGCACUGAAGCAGGGAUGUUUGCUCUGCGGGAGAGGAGGGUUCAUGUCACUCAAGAGGACUUUGAGAUGGCAGUGUCUAAAGUGAUGAAGAAGGAAACAGAGAAAAAUAUGUCGCUAAGGAAGCUGUGGAAGUAGGCAUUCUGAGGCUGCUUAUUUUCGUUAGCAGUCAAUUGGGUAGAUGCAAGAGGAUGUCAUCAAUUGUAUGUUACAGUUAGCAUUGGUGUCAUAAAGAAUCGAAUUAAUUUCAGUGAGGAACUUCCCCACAUUUUUUUUUCCCUCGAGAGCCUACAUUUUCGUCACUUGAUAUGUAAUAACCUUACAAUGAUCUAGAAAUGGCUACUCUCUGUAUCC
Molecule: messenger RNA, 1594 nt
Organism: Coffea eugenioides
Lineage: Eukaryota; Viridiplantae; Streptophyta; Magnoliopsida; Gentianales; Rubiaceae
Product: 26S proteasome regulatory subunit 8 homolog A-like
Exons: 9
Coding region: 98-1378 (426 amino acids)
Biological process (GO): proteasome-mediated ubiquitin-dependent protein catabolic process
Cellular component (GO): proteasome regulatory particle, base subcomplex
Molecular function (GO): ATP binding; proteasome-activating activity; ATP hydrolysis activity
Source: RefSeq, a predicted model, not a curated record